Molecule: messenger RNA, 1898 nt
Organism: Cuscuta campestris
Lineage: Eukaryota; Viridiplantae; Streptophyta; Magnoliopsida; Solanales; Convolvulaceae
Source: the annotation of a GenBank genome assembly
AACUAAACAAACAUUCUAAAAAUUUUAAUUAAAAUUAAAAGUAUUCAAUAUUUUUUUUAGUCAUUUUGGUAUCAAAAUUUGGACUGACACAAUUUGUUUGAAUGCGCAUUCGCAUAAAUCUUUCGACGGAGCAAAAGGUUUAGCCGCCAUCAUCCAUGGCUCUUCACCAUUGCUUCACCUCUUCGACCUUCAAAUCCUUGAAGCUCGCGGCCCUCCCGUCUCUCUCCCUCUUCCCGCCGCGUCCUAAAACCCCGCCUGUACGCCAGUUGCUCAGAGCUCUCUCUGUUUCCGCCGCCGUAGACCAAUCCACAGUCGCCGGCGCCUCCGCCUCUACCAGAGAAGAAACUCCGAAGCCUCACCGUUGGAAAGCUGCGAUCGAUUUCAAGUGGAUUAGGGAGAACAAGGAGUCCGUGGCAGUGAAUAUUAAGAACCGAAACUCCAGCGCGAACUUGGGGCUUGUUCUAGAGCUUUACGAGCGCUUACUCAAUGUUCAGAAGGAAGUUGAAAGGCUUCGUGCAGAAAGAAAUGUGGUUGCGAACAAGAUGAAAGGAAAACUAGAGCCUGCCGAACGCCAGAAACUCAUAGAAGAAGGGAAAAAGUUGAAGGAUGCACUGGUUAGUCUGGAAGAAGACCUCCUGAAGCUCUCUGACGACCUUCAGCAAGAAGCCCAAUGUAUACCAAAUAUGACGCAUCCAGAUGUCCCUGUGGGAGGAGAGGAUUGUUCUACUGUUCGGCAAGUGGUUUCUAAACCUCGUGAAUUUAGCUUCCCUUUGAAGGACCAUGUCCAGCUUGGGAAGGAACUGGAUUUGCUUGAUUUUGAUGCAGCUGCUGAGGUCAGUGGUUCUAAGUUUUAUUACCUAAAAAAUGAAGCUGUCCUGUUAGAAAUGGCUCUUGUGAACUGGACUCUCUCUGAAGUUAUGAAAAGAGGCUUUGUUCCUCUAACUACACCAGAAAUUGUCCGGUCCUCUCUUAUUGAGAAGUGUGGUUUCCAGCCCCGUGGGACUACCACUCAGGUUUACUCCAUCGAGAACACUGAUCAAUGCCUCAUUGGCACAGCAGAGAUUCCAGUUGGGGGAAUUCAUAUGGAUUCCAUACUUCCCAACUCAUCAUUACCAUUGAAGUAUGUGGCGUUCUCCCAUUGUUUCCGCACCGAGGCUGGUGCUGCUGGCACUGCAACAAGGGGUCUUUAUCGAGUGCACCAGUUCAGUAAGGUGGAGAUGUUCAUAAUAUGCCGGCCAGAGGAAAGCAAUGCUUAUCACGAAGAGCUUAUUGGAAUUGAAGAAGACCUCUUUGCAUCUCUUGGAUUUCAUUUCAGAACAAUGGAGAUGGCAUCAGAGGAUUUAGGUGCACCCGCAUAUCGUAAAUUUGAUGUGGAGGCAUGGAUGCCUGGUCUUGGCCGCUAUGGUGAGAUAUCCAGUGCUUCAAACUGUACAGACUACCAGAGCCGGAGACUGGGAAUAAGGUACCGUCCAGAUUCGUCAUCGUCGUCUGCCAUCCCGAAGGGGAAAAAUGUGGGUCCCCCGCAGUUCGUCCACACACUAAAUGCCACUGCAUGCGCAGUUCCACGCAUGAUUGUGUGCUUGCUCGAGAACUAUCAGCAAGAAGAUGGGUCUGUUGUCAUUCCUGAUCCCCUGCGCCCUUUCAUGGGUGGUCUGCAUUCAAUCAAACCUAGAUUCAAGUAGGACUACUCGAACCAUUGUUUGUGUUUUGUAUGCAUUGUGUUGUUUGCACCCCCGCCCAAUGUUUUUCUUGGGAUAUUAUACGAGAAAUAUUUGUAUUGUGGUUUUUUUUAUGUCCUUUGCCUGCAAUUUUUUUAGAGAUCUCCGGUUCUCAGAUAAAUGUUCAUUACGACUUUCUACAUACCUUAGGAAUCAAACAAAUAUAAUAGCACUGGAAAU